UUCAGCGUCAUUGGCGUCAUUCCAUCUCCAUUUCUGCGUUUCUUCGUUCGCCAUUGUCGUUAUUUAUUGGACGCCGGUAUUUAAUUGUGUUUUGUAUAAUUCUUAACUACUACUGAGUAUAAAUAUGAGUCGUGGUAGAUCUGCAACUACGACUAAAGUAUUCGUCGGAAGUCUUCCUCCUGGUGUGACCCCUGAUGAUUUACGUAAAUUAUUUGAGCCCUAUGGAGCCAUCGCAGAAUGCGACAUUGCAAACAGAUGUGGAUUCUUACACUUAGAGGACCAAACUUUAGCAAUGAAAGCAAUUGAAGAAUUGAAUGGUACAGAAUUUAUGGGAGGUAAAAUCUCGGUUGAAAAAGGACGUGUUAAGCCACGACGUAGUGGAGGCGGUCCUAUGAGGGGUGGAAAAGAUCGUGGGGGACCAUAUUCCAGAGGUGGUGGAGAUUUUAGGGGUCCGCCACGUAAUGCUGGUUUUGGGGGUGGCAGAGACUAUCCUCCUUUCAGAGGAGGUGACCGCUUUGGUGGUGGUGGAUAUGAUAGGCCACCUCAAAGAGGUGGUUAUGGUGGAGGAUAUGGGGGCCCAGAUGACCGAAGAGGUGGAUUUGACGAUAGAAGAGGAGGUGGUGGUGGCUUUGGAAAUGACCGAUUUGACCGUCGUCCCCCAUAUGAUGACAGAGCGGGACCAGGCUCAUUUCCAGAUAAUCCUAGAGGAGGUUUUGAUGACAGAAGACCUCCAGGAGGUGGUUAUGAUGACAGGAGACCUCUAUUGAAUGACCGAAGGCCACUAAUGGAUUCGCAGGUACCCAGAGGUGCAGGUGGUGGCUCUUUCGAAGGUAGAGCGGGAGCACCUGAUUUAUUUAGCAGAAGAGAUCAAGGUGGACCACCUAAGGGAGGUUUUAAUGAUCGAGCUGGAAGUUACGGUGGUUCAAAUGGUUAUGGGGGUGGUCCAGCAGGUGGCGCAUAUGAUGGAGCUGCCUCUGGUGGUGGAGGAUAUGGUGGCGGAUAUGGUAGUUCUGUACCAGCUGGAGGCGGUUAUGGUGACAGAAAUUAUGGAGAUGGUAAUGGUGCCCCUGCUGCCUAUGGAAGUCCUGGAGGCUAUGGAGAUGCAUAUGGAGGAGGAGGUGGUAACCGUGGUACAUAUGAUACUGCUUAUCCUCCACUACCUCAACAGAGAGGCUUUGCGAGCGGUGGUGGCCCAGGUCCCCGUAGAGAUAUGGCUCCCGGACGCAGAUUCUAAGACGGCAGUAUUGCGCAUAUUUCAUACUCCUUAAUAAGUUCAUCGCUCUGCAUAAACCUCCCUUCGUCGUUACAUAAUUGUAACAAAAUCAUCGUGUUUUUCAUUAAGAAAUAAAAAGGAACUUAGCGUUAUAAUUUAGUGUAACAUUCAUCAUUUUAAUAACGGACAAGUUUAGAUAAUAGUUUUUAAUGUCUUCAUCAUAUUAAAUGUAAUUAAAAAUUAAUGUAUUCCUAAUUUA
Messenger RNA from Anoplophora glabripennis (Asian longhorned beetle), 1472 nucleotides. RefSeq names its product TATA-binding protein-associated factor 2N. The record is from RefSeq and is a predicted model, not a curated record. Gene Ontology annotation, molecular function: mRNA binding. Lineage: Eukaryota; Metazoa; Arthropoda; Insecta; Coleoptera; Cerambycidae. The transcript has 5 exons. Gene Ontology annotation, cellular component: cytosol. The coding region runs from base 125 to 1234 and encodes 369 amino acids.